Molecule: messenger RNA, 5249 nt
Organism: Salvelinus fontinalis (brook trout)
Lineage: Eukaryota; Metazoa; Chordata; Actinopteri; Salmoniformes; Salmonidae
Product: anoctamin-3-like
Exons: 26
Coding region: 243-3539 (1098 amino acids)
Biological process (GO): chloride transmembrane transport
Cellular component (GO): plasma membrane
Molecular function (GO): protein dimerization activity; chloride channel activity
Source: RefSeq, a predicted model, not a curated record
ACAGCCAUGGAUGGGGAGCAGCAUGUGGAGGGAGGAGAGGAGUACAGGUGUUGAUCUGGUUUCCGUAGGGCUUUAUUCAUCCUUGCUGUGAUGACUGGAGGCUACUGGACAUGGAGAGCAGCUGUCAGAACUCCUACGCUAUCUCACCAUAGUUUCCCAUGUAUUCGGUAACCUUGCUUUUCGAAAUACGGAGUGUAUAAUUUCCUUUACGGGGAAAUAAUUAUCAACAACCAAACGGUACUAUGGUGCAUCACUCGGGAUCCACACAGUCCUUCAAGCAGCAAAACGGCAUGCACACAAGCAUCAGUGAGAUCUUGAAGGAGAAGACGCUGAAGCCGUCCCGUCGCAGUCUGCCCUGCCUGGCUCAUAACCAGAUACACCCACAGAGCCUCAGCCACUUUCUGUCCAUGCCCUGCACCCCGGACGACAAGCCCCAGACACCGCCUGAGCUCCAGGACCAGACCUGUGCCCAGCUCCAGAGCCAGCAGGUCGACCCCCGGUUACAGCACCAGCUCCAGAGCCAGCAGGUCGACCCCUGGUUACAGCACCAGCUCCAGAGCCAGCAGGUCGACCCUUGGUUACAGCACCAGGCCCAGGGAAAGGACCACCGUAGGCUCCAAGCCCAGACCCAGCAGGUCGACCCCUGGUUACAGCACCAGACCCAGACCCAGCAGGUCGACCCCCGGUUACAGCACCAGGCCCAGGGAAAGGACCACCGUAGGCUCCAAGCCCAGACCCAGCCUCUGACCCACAGCACCUCCUGCACCUUCAUCUCCUCAGUGACAGAAGCGGCGAAGGACAACUAUGGGGAGGAGUCAGAAUCUGUGAAGGACCACUAUGGGGAGGAGUCAGAAGCUGUGAAGGACCACUAUGGGGAGGAGUCAGAAGCUAGUGCGUACAAGGCAGGAAGAACAGACGAGUCGUUUCUCAUUCAGAAACCUGCCAUCCGAGCCAAAUUAGAGGCACGAGCAGAUUCGCUCCAGGGGACCGACGCUGGGCAGCCGUCCGGUCUGAUGUUCAGAGAUGGAAAGAAGCGUAUCGAUUACAUCCUGGUCUAUAAGAAGUCCAGUCCUCUGGUGGAAAAGAGAGUCACCUUCGAGAGGAACCUGAGAGCUGAGGGGCUGAUGCUGGAGAAAGUGCCGUCUCUGACCAACACCGACGUCAUGUCUGUGAAGAUCCACGCCCCCUGGGACACACUCUGUAAAUACGCUGAGCAGAUGAAUGUCAGAAUGCCAUUCAGGAAGAAAAUGUACUUUACGGAUUGGAAGAGCAAAGUUAUGGGCAGCCGGUUCCAUCUGAGGUGUCGUCAGAUAAAGAGCUGGUUACCCAGGAACCCCAUGAAGCUGGACAAAGAGGCCCUACCUGACCUAGAGGAGACAGACUGCUAUACAGCCCCGUUCAGCAGGGCACGCAUGCACCAUUUUACCAUCAACAACAGACAGACCUUCUUCUCCAACUCCACCAGAAGCAGAAUAGUCCACCAUGUUCUCCAACGCACCAAGUAUGAGGACGGGAAAUCUAAGAUGGGUAUCAACAGGUUAUUGGGCAAUGGAACAUACGAGGCUGCAUUUCCUCCACACGAGGGUGGCUAUAGGAGCCGACACCCUAUUGAGACCCACGGUGCCCAGAACCACAGACACCUGCUGUACGAGAGGUGGGCUCGCUGGGGCAUGUGGUACAAGUACCAGCCUCUCGACCUUAUCAGGCGUUACUUUGGGGAGAAGAUUGGGCUGUACUUUGCCUGGUUGGGCUGGUACACUGGCAUGCUGAUCCCUGCAGCUCUGGUGGGUCUCUUCGUCUUCCUCUACGGACUCCUUACUAUGGACACAAGUCAAGUCAGUAAAGAGAUCUGUGAGGCCAACACAACAAUCAUGUGUCCCAUGUGUGAGCAGAACUGCAAACCCUGGAAACUCAGUGACAGCUGUGUCUAUGCAAAGGUGACCCAUCUCUUUGACAAUGGAGGAACUGUGUUCUUUGCUAUCUUCAUGGCUAUAUGGGCCACGGUGUUCCUGGAGUUCUGGAAGAGGAGGAGGGCGGAGUUGACGUAUGACUGGGACCUCAUCGACUGGGAGGAGGAAGAGGAGAAUCUGCGGCCCCAGUUCGAAGCCAAGUACUCCAGGUUCGAGAGAGUAAACCAUAUCUCUGGCAAGCCGGAGCCAUUCCAGCCCUUCACUGACAAACUCAGCCGGCUCAUGAUCUCUGUGUCUGGCGUCUUCUUCAUGAUUUCUCUGGUCCUGACAGCGGUGUUUGCGGUGGUGGUGUUCCGACUGAUUGCCAUGGAGAAGUUUGCAUCGAUCGACUGGGAGUUUGUCAAGAAGAACUGGCCGUUUGCAACCUCUGGAACCGGAGUCUGUGUCAACUUCAUGAUCAUCAUGUCUCUGAAUGUGGUAUAUGAAAAGGUGGCUUACCUUCUCACCAAUUUAGAACACCCACGGACUGAGUCAGAAUGGGAGAACAGUUUUUCUCUCAAGAUGUUUCUCUUCCAGUUUGUAAACUUGAACAGCUCUACGUUCUACAUCGCUUUCUUCCUUGGAAGGUUCGCCGGCAGACCAGGGAAAUAUAACAAACUGUUCAAUAGAUGGAGACUGGAGGAGUGCCACCCCAGUGGUUGUCUGAUCGAUCUGUGUCUACAAAUGGGAGUCAUCAUGGUACUAAAACAAACCUGGAACAACUUCAUGGAGCUGGGUUAUCCUCUGCUUCAGAACUGGUGGUCUCGCAGGAAAAUGAAGCAGACCGAGAGUAAGGAGAGGACAGGAGGUGGACAGAAUGUGGAGAACAAAGUACAGCUUCCUCAGUGGGACAAAGACUGGAACCUGCAGCCCAUGAAUGCCCACGGACUGGUGGAUGAGUACCUGGAGAUGGUUCUCCAGUUUGGUUUCAUCACCAUCUUCGUAGCUGCGUUCCCAUUGGCUCCUCUCCUGGCUCUGCUCAACAACAUCAUCGAGAUCCGUCUGGAUGCCUACAAGUUUGUCACUCAGUGGAGAAGGCCCAUGCCUGCCAGAGCCACAGACAUAGGUAUCUGGCAUGGUAUCCUGGAGGGGAUCGGCGUGCUGGCUGUCAUCACCAACGCCUUCGUCAUCGCCAUCACAUCCGACUACAUCCCCCGCUUCGUCUACGCGUUCAAAUACGGACCCUGUGUGGACAAGGGAUACCGGCAGGACGAAUGUCUGCGAGGCUACAUGAACAGCAGUCUGUCUGUGUUUGACAUGGGCGAGCGCUGGAACGGGAGCGAGGAGCGGAGUAGAUACUGCAGGUACCGAGACUACAGAGCCUCUCCCUGGAGCGCGGUACCGUACGACUUCACUCUGCAGUUCUGGCACGUCCUGGCUGCAAGACUAGCCUUCAUCAUCGUCUUCGAGCACCUGGUGUUUGGCAUCAAGUCAUUCAUCGCGUACCUGAUCCCAGACAUGCCCAAGAGUCUGUGUGACCGCAUGCGGAGGGAGAAGUACCUGAUGCAGGAGAUGAUGUAUGAAACGGAGCUAGAGCACCUGCAGAAGGAGAGGCAGAACGGCAGGAGAUAUCACAACGAGUGGCCUUAGUGUUAGUUAUGUUACGUCCCCCUGUACUACAUACAGUACCUCGUCUGCAUACCUACAGCAUAUACACUCAUAUAUACAGUACACUGAAUAUACACACCAACACACACACACACACACCAACACACACAUACACACCAACAUACACACUAGCACACACCCACCAACAACUCACACACACACACACACACCAACACACACACACACAUACACACACACCAACACACACACACACCAACACACACCCACACACACACACCAACACACAAGCACACACACACACACCAACACACAAGCACACACACACACACAAACACACAAACACACAAACACACACAUACCAACAACACACACACACACACACACACAAACCUACACACCAACACACACACACGACUGGUAGCCGUAUUGAGUGUACCAGUCAAAGUGCUGUGGUCUGAGGGGUAUUGCUGUCUGUCCCUUUCUAUGUCACUCUAUUUCUAUGUUGCAGCUAGACUAGCAGCCUGCCAUGACCUACCACAGAUCGGUCUGGUCCGGUCUGGUGCAGAUCACAACAUGGCUGUGUUUGUCUCCUUGUGGACUUGGAUCGGCUAGUCACUGGCUGUGUUUGAUAGGCUAGUCACUGGCUGUGUUUGAUAGGCUAGUCACUGGCUGUGUUUGAUAGGCUAGUCACUGGCUGUGUUUGAUAGGCUAGUCACUGGCUGUGUUUGAUAGGCUAGUCACUGGCUGUGUUUGAUAGGCUAGUCACUGGCUGUGUUUGAUAGGCUAGUCACUGGCUGUGUUUGAUAGGCUAGUCACUGGCUGUGUUUGAUAGGCUAGUCACUGGCUGUGUUUGAUAGGCUAGUCACUGGCUGUGUUUGAUAGGCUAGUCACUGGCUGUGUUUGAUAGGCUAGUCACUGGCUGUGUGUCCUACUGCUCUAUGACACUAAUAGUCAUUAUUCUUGUUGCUAAAGUGAUUCUAGUAACGUAUGUGGCUAUCAAAAGUAACAAUGGACAAUAAUCGUGUUGUUUUUGCAAAAUGACUGUAAUUAAUAUUGCCCUUAAAGCAUGCUGAUUUUGUUCAAGUAUUUUUGGUUAAUUUGUCAAACGAAAGCUGGAAAACAUAUCUGAUUGAGGUUUAAUUCUCUGUAUUUAAAUCAUGUAAAACGCAUGGUUCAUUUAGUUUGGUGUUUCUGGAUAGACAACAUCCACGUCUUGCUUUUGCUGUACGUUUCUAUUCUGUGUGAAUGUUGGACAUUAUUAUAUAGACUGUUGAGUUUUUUUUUUUAACCAACCACACAAUGUGUCACAGACAUCACACGUGCCUGUUUGUGCCGCAAAUGCUUUACUGUACGUGCAAGAAAAUACAUUCUGUCAUUUUUCUCCAUUGUGGAUUAACAACAACAAACUGUGAAAUGUCUGUCCCCCAAGGAUUCUGUUUGGAGGAAUGUGAUAUGAAGAAAAACACUAUAUACACUGUCAAACUCUGGUAUUUAUUCGCCUCUGAUUAUAGUGCUGCAAAGUAGAGAACUAUAAAACCAACAGGAAAUGUGAGUCCUGUAGUGAACUGUACUGUACAUGAUACCAACCACACGUACGGUCCUGAAGGCCCGGAGACCAACCACACGUACCGUCCUGAAGGCCCGGAGACCAACCACACGUACGGUCCUGAAGGCCCGGAGGCCAACCACACGUUACGGUCCUGAAGGCCAACCACACGUACGGUCCUGAAG